This is a messenger RNA of Leishmania mexicana MHOM/GT/2001/U1103, 933 nucleotides long. RefSeq lists its product as hypothetical. The record is from RefSeq and is a predicted model, not a curated record. The coding region runs from base 1 to 933 and encodes 310 amino acids. NCBI's taxonomy places the organism in Eukaryota, Euglenozoa, Kinetoplastea, Trypanosomatida, Trypanosomatidae. The transcript has a single exon.
AUGGGUCUCCUUGGCAAGGAACGCCCCGGCUCCUUCAAGGCCACAGACGCCUCUGGGCGGCGUUUUCUCUGGAGGAUCGAUAAAUUCUCGCAGUACGCGCUUGACGUGACUCUCGACAGCGAGAACGUCACUUGCUUCACCAAAGUAAAAUUUCACCUGCACUUGACAAUGCGCCCCUGCGGUGCCGUCGGCGUCUACAUCCAUUACAAGAAGCCGCCGAUCCCGAAGUACUCGUACUACUUAACGAACUCGAAGUGUGAGGGGACGCGCCAGCACACGGCCCACAGCCUCCCCGAUGGUGUGGAGCGCUGCGGUCACUGGAACGUGUGCAGCCACAGCGACUUGAAGGGGUUCCUCGGGGAGGAUGACACGCUGUUUGUGCAUUUUUGCUUCGACGAGGACACCCUCAUUGUGAAACAGCUCGGGCAGAGUAAUAUCUCGGUCAGGUGGUCGAUUCCAAAGUUGGAGGCGAAGAACCUGUCUCCCUACUCCUCACGCGGCUUUUUUGUGGGCGACACAUUGGUCGUGGCCCGCCUCGACGCCAAGCACAAAGAUGAUUACACGGGACUCAAGUACAGCCACGACGACGUGGCCACAUACAUCAUCUUUGUCUUCUGCCGCAAAGGCAAUCUCCCGCCACACAGCAUCGAGCUCGUGGACUCCUCCGGCAACGCCUACUAUCAGCUGGAGAAGAAGGAUGAGGAGUCGACGCUGACGGCACUGGUGGACCGGGACGUGGUUGAGGAGAACAUCGGGAGUGGCGGUGUCCUCCUCGUUAGGAUCACCUUCUUAACUGCCACAAACCCCUUGGAUUUGCUGAACACGGUUAGCGAUCUCGGCAGCGCAGAGGGUGGGCGGAAGGGCAGCGCCAUCGAGGAUCGCACCGUUGACUUCGACGCUAAAACGGAUCUGUGCUCCGUCACGGAGGACUAG